GAAUACAGGGAUUAUUAUUCAAUCACAUUUUAUCUAUUUAGGCUUCUGGUUUCAUUCUUCUAUAAUGGCCUCGUCCAUUUUUACACUCUCCUGUAUUCUACUUGUGCUCCUUUCCUGCUCUGCUGCCAAUGCUCAGCUUUCUCCCAACUUCUAUGCCAACUCCUGUCCUAACCUUCAAACCAUCGUGCUAAAUGCAAUGACCCAGGCUGUUAAUAGAGAGACUCGAAUUGGCGCCUCUAUUCUCCGUUUGUUCUUCCAUGACUGCUUUGUUAACGGUUGUGACGCAUCCAUAUUGCUGGACGACACAGCAACGUUCACAGGCGAAAAGAAUGCAGCGCCAAACCGAAACUCAGCUCGAGGUUUCGAAGUGAUUGAUACCAUAAAGACUAGAGUUGAAGCUGCAUGCAAUGCCACUGUUUCUUGUGCAGAUAUCUUAGCACUUGCAGCUAGAGAUGGUGUAGUCCUGCUUGGAGGACCUUCAUGGCAAGUAACCCUCGGGCGGAGAGAUGCAAGAACAGCCAGCCAAAGCGCAGCCAACAACCAAAUCCCGUCACCAGCCUCCAAUCUCGCGGCUCUUACCUCGUCCUUUGCUGCCAAAGGCCUAAACGCCAGGGACCUAACCGCGUUAUCUGGUGGUCACACAAUAGGCCUAGCUAGAUGCACAACAUUUCGCGGUCGCAUUUACAAUGACACCAACAUUGAUCCAAAUUUUUCAGCCAGCAGACGGGCUAACUGCCCUGCUUCUGGUAGUGACAACAAUUUGGCUCCUCUGGAUAUACAGACUCCAGCCAGGUUCGACAACAAUUAUUUCCGUAACGUUGUGGCUCAAAGAGGGUUGCUUCAUUCAGACCAGGAGCUCUUCAAUGGAGGAUCACAGGAUGCACUUGUUCGGACUUAUAGCACCAAUCCUUCUACUUUUUCUAGUGAUUUUGCUGCGGCCAUGGUGAGGAUGGGAAACAUUAGUCCUCUUACUAGGACAAGUGGGGAGAUCAGAAGGAACUGCAGGGUGGUCAACUGAUUUUUACAACCACUUUAUUGGUUCUCAAAAUCCAAUUACUGGUGAUUCAAAAAGUUUGUUGCAUUCAGUUUAAGACCAUAAUUGUCAAAUAUUGAAAGGAGAGUAGUCUUGGGAGUUCUUUUUCUGACCCUUUUCGAAAGGAUGCUAUUAUGAAAUCUUAUUUCCUUGUAUUUUUGUAGUGUUGUUUCCCAAACACUAGUUACUUGUUAGGAAAAAACCUGUGUGUUUAUGCAACAAAGAAAAAAUCUUUUUGUUUUUUUAUUUUUUAACAAUAUUAAUAAACCUUCUUUUUAGA
Messenger RNA from Durio zibethinus, 1313 nucleotides. Its product is annotated as peroxidase P7-like. The record is from RefSeq and is a predicted model, not a curated record. Gene Ontology annotation, biological process: response to oxidative stress; hydrogen peroxide catabolic process. Lineage: Eukaryota; Viridiplantae; Streptophyta; Magnoliopsida; Malvales; Malvaceae. Gene Ontology annotation, molecular function: peroxidase activity; heme binding.